Sphaeroforma arctica JP610 is the source of this 360-nucleotide messenger RNA. RefSeq lists its product as hypothetical. The annotation marks the transcript as partial. Lineage: Eukaryota; Ichthyosporea; Ichthyophonida. The transcript has a single exon. The record is from RefSeq and is a predicted model, not a curated record.
AGCUGUGACGAGGGUGGACUGUGGGAUGGGAGAGUGAGACCACAGCCUUCUAACGCAGGCAAAUGUGAUACCCAUGCACAUGCAGCUGUGGCUGUAGCUGUAGCUGUGGCUGUAGCUGUAGCAGCAGAUAAAGAUGUAGAUGUAGAUGUAGAUGUAGAUGUAGGUGUAGGUGUGGAUGCAGAUGUAGUAGAUGUGGGUUUUGAUGUAGAUGUAGAUGUAGAUGCAGAUGUGGGUGUGGAUGUAGAUGUAGAUUUAGAUGUGUAUGUAACUGCAGAUGUAGAUGUCGGUGUAGAUUUAAAUGCUAUUCUUGACCAGGAUAGACGUAGUAUCCCGAGUCUGCAUAUACAUACCCAGACGUGA